This is a messenger RNA of Zeugodacus cucurbitae (melon fly), 2035 nucleotides long. RefSeq lists its product as uncharacterized. Bases 400 to 1836 code for a protein of 478 amino acids. Lineage: Eukaryota; Metazoa; Arthropoda; Insecta; Diptera; Tephritidae. The transcript has 2 exons. The record is from RefSeq and is a predicted model, not a curated record.
UCAUCAUCAACAUCUUCACUAUCAUCAUCGCUAUUUCCAUACUCAUCACUUAUAAUUAAAUCGACAGCCUCUUCUGGUAAAUUUUGCAAGUUCUUUUUUGGCAAUCUUCGCAUGCUUGAAAUUAUUGGAUCUGAGUUUGAUGGUUCCAUGGUUAAGUUUUACAAAUUUUUAGAAUUACUUUACAAAAACACAAUUUACGUACAAAAGAUCUGCGGCUUUAAAAAAACAAAAAAUUAGAUUUUUGUUUCACAAAUAUCAAGUUUGUAGCUUCACUACGUAAGCACUAUUACGUAUUUGACAUUUAUUUUUUUGCUUACUGAUGUAGAAUUUUGUGUACUUUAAGCAAGUAUACUUAGUUUUGAAGGAUCUUCAUAUAUUUUUUUUUAAUUAAUCCGAGAAAUGAUCUCCAGUGGCCCCACUGUGCGCCCUAACUUGGAAUUAGAAAAAUUAAAGAUUCCAGCCUUCUAUGGCGAUAUCAAAGAAUGGGCAAACUUUUAUAACGUGUUCCAAGAUAUGGUACAUAAUAACGAGCAGUUAUCAAGCUCAGAAAAAAUGCUACGCCUUCGUCUUUCGUUAAAAGGCGAAGCUGCACGAUUAAUACAACAUCUGCAAGUUUCAACUAGAAAUUAUGAAGCAGCAUGGAGUCUACUUAAGCAAAGGUAUGACAAUAAAAGAAUUCUGUUCACAACACAGUGGGACAGAAUAUUGGAUCAACCAAAUAUAAAUAGUGACAAUGCUGAAAGCGUAAGACAAUUACUAGAUACUACGAAUGAGUGUCUUAACGCAAUAGAGUCACUAGGAAUAAGUACUGAAGAAGCUGAUCCCUUUAUUGCACGUAUUAUUGUCCGUAAAUUAGACAAAGAAGGACUAAAAUUAUACGAGCAAACAGUAAAAAAGACGAGAGAAAUACAACAAUUGUCCGAUAUAAGAGAUUUAUUGGAUCAACACUUUCAAACAUUGAAAGCAGUAGCUGAUAAAGAACGAGUUUACAGCCAUCGUAAACAGUAUAUGUUCAAGGCCGACGACACAGUAACUUACCCAAGACAACAAAACAAACAGAUGUGUGUCUAUUGUAAAAUUGUUGGUCACACAUUAGCGCAAUGCAAAAGAUUUAGAAGUAUAUCAACUAAUGAUAGGCUUAAAUAUGUAAAAGACAACAAAAUCUGCCACAGGUGCCUAAAUCAUAAAUGGGCAGAAAUUUGCUACUGCAAAAUCAAUUGCAAGAGAUGUUCUAGAAACCAUCAUGACAUUUUACAUAACGAAACCGAGGAGAGCAAAAAAGCUAUGUCCACAAAAACUACUUCACAAGCGGUUAUUCUAGCCACAGCUCAAAUAAGAGCAAAGACAGCGGGUGGAGAUUAUAUAUUACUACGCGCUCUUAUAGAUCAAGGAUCGCAAAUAACCACAAUAUCCGAAGAAGCAGCACAGAUAUUAAAGUUGCCGAGGAUGAAAACAAAAACAAAACUAUAUGGUUUAAGUGACGCUGUAGUAGGCGAAUCAAAAGCUACAAUUGAGGUUGAAAUUAAACCAAGAUUUUUAAGUAAUCAUAAAGAAAAGGUAAAUGCCGUAGUUUUACCAAUUUUAACCAGCGCGCAACCGGAUCUCUCAUUUAAUUACAACUUCAAAAUAUGGGAAAAAUAUACGCUUGCUGAUCCGUUAUUCAACAAAUCAGACAGAAUUGAUAUGGUAAUUGGUGGGGAUGUAUUUAGCAGUAUAAUUGAAAGCGGAAUUAAAAAAAGAUCACGGUGUUCUUGGCCAAGCGACAAAAUUCGGCUGGAUAUUAUCUGGCAUAAUAAAGGAAAAAGUUACCGGCAAAAUAACGACAGCGGUAACUAAUUUGGAACGAUUUUGGGAACUCGAAGACAUAUCAACUUGUGAAGAUAUAAAGGAAGAUGACACCACCUUAAAGCAGUUCGAAGAAACUACCAAAAGAGAUGCAGAUGGCAGAUUUAUUGUGGAAAUUCCAUUCAAAAAAAAAAAACUAGGAGAAUCGCGUAAACAAGCAGUAGCGCGUCUAAUAUCAAUGGAAAAUAAA